GGGUGGAGAAAUGCCCGCGCGGAAGUCUCCGCCCCCAGCCUGGGGCGCCGGUGGUCGCCGCCGCCGGGAACGUCGCCAUGGCAACCGCACCGCAGGCUAGAGGGGUGGAGUAGGGGGCGGGGAAAUGCGAGCGCGAAAGUCCCCGCCCCCGGGCUGCUGGGCGGCGGCGACCCAGCGGCCGGCAAGGAUUUGAAACCGUUUGGCAGGGGCGGCGGUGGCGGUGGCGGCGGCGUUGGCGGCAGCGGCCGAGCGGAAAGCUUGCGUGUGGUGGUGCCAGAUUGGAUUAUGGAAGUGGGAAGUGAAGAAGAAAAAUGGGAGAAGCUGGAUGCAGAAUUUGAUCACUUUGUGGUUGAUAUGAAGCCCUUUGUUUUAAAAUUACCUCAUAGGACAGAACGGCAGAGGUGUGCUCUUUGGAUUAGAAAGCUGUGCGAACCUUCAGGAACAGGUGCAGGAAUAAUGGGGAGGAAGAAUCGGAACCUGUAUGCAAAAUUGUUAUUGCAUAUGCUUAAACGAGGUGCGCUUGAAGGCCCUUUUACACACCGACCUGAACCCGGGACACUAAAAAUUCUACCUUCAUACAUGUCCAUCUAUUUUGAUGAACCAAAUCCAGCACGAGCAAAAGGUUCAAGCCCAGAGGGAUUACCAGCCUGGGUACUGGGUGAGCUGGAGACAAGUGAACACAAAUUAAAUGAAUCAUGGAAACUCUCUUCUGGAGAAGAUAACACUUUGGUACAGUCGCCAACUGAUGUCUACAGCAGGGAACAGUACACUGGGAAGCUCCGAGUGAGAUCACACUCCUUGAGUCCAACUCACAGAGAAGAUGGACAAAAUAUUACCCCAAAGAUUUGUGAAGUUUAUUCGAAAAAAUCUCCUGUUUCUUUGGAUGAUAGUGACAUUGAAGCUCGCCUUAAUAGUUGGAAUCUUGGGAUAGAAAAUCCUCGAUACCUGAGACAGAAGCCUAUCCCAGUUUCUCUGGUAUGUGAGAAAUCCAUUGGACUUUUUCUAGAGAUGACACCGAAACUCAGCCUGAGAAAAUCCAGCAGUUUCCAUGAUGAUCAUUUUCUCUCUCGAAUACGUGAGAAAGAGCUGGACAUGAAAACAAAAAUGAUGGAAGCUAAAUUUCAUGAAGAAAAGCUUAAACUGCAACAGAAACAUGAUGCUGACGUUCAGAAGAUUUUAGAAAGAAAGAAUAAUGAAAUAGAAGAACUGAAAACUUUAUACAGGAGUAAACAACAUGAAACUGAAGAGACUAUUAGAAAGCUUGAAAAGAAAGUUCAGACACUGAUACGUGACUGUCAGGUUAUCAGAGAGACUAAAGAAGACCAGAUUGCAGAGCUAAAAAAGAUAUGUGAACAAAGUACGGAAUCUCUUAAUAAUGACUGGGAAAAAAAGCUUCACAAUGCUGUAGCAGAAAUGGAACAGGAAAAGUUUGAUCUUCAAAAGCAACACACUGAAAACAUUCAAGAAUUGCUUGAGGAUACAAAUGUGCGUCUGAAUAAAAUGGAGAGUGAAUACAUGGCGCAAACACAGUCCACAAACCACAUGAUCAAAGAACUGGAGGCCCGUGUCCAGCAGCUGACUGGAGAAGCAGAGAACAGUAAUUUACAGAGACAGAAAUUAAUUCAAGAAAAAGCAGAACUUGAAAGAUGUUACCAGAUAACGUGUAGUGAAUUACAAGAAGUAAAGGCAAGGCGUAACACACUGCAUAAAGAGAAGGACCAUCUUGUAAAUGAUUAUGAGCAAAACAUGAAACUGUUACAAACCAAAUAUGAUGCUGAUAUAAACCUUCUAAAACAAGAACAUGCUCUUUCAGCUUCUAAGGCAUCUAGUAUGAUUGAAGAAUUAGAGCAGAAUGUCUGUCAAUUAAAACAGCAGUUACAGGAAUCAGAACUUCAAAGAAAGCAACAACUAAGGGAUCAAGAAAAUAAGUUUCAGAUGGAGAAAAGUCAUUUAAAACACAUCUAUGAAAAAAAGGCUCAUGACUUGCAGAGUGAACUUGAUAAAGGAAAAGAAGAUACUCAAAAGAAAAUUCAUAAAUUUGAGGAAGCUUUGAAGGAAAAAGAGGAGCAGCUAACUCGUGUGACUGAAGUUCAGAGGUUGCAGGCCCAGCAGGCAGAUGCCGCUCUGGAAGAGUUUAAGCGGCAGGUGGAACUGAACUCAGAGAAAGUCUAUGCUGAAAUGAAAGAGCAGAUGGAAAAAGUGGAGGCAGAUCUAACUAGAUCCAAAUCUCUUCGUGAGAAACAAUCAAAGGAGUUUUUAUGGCAACUGGAGGACAUCAGACAGCGGUAUGAACAACAGAUAGUAGAGCUGAAGCUGGAGCACGAACAGGAGAAGACGCACCUAUUACAGCAGCAUAACGCAGAGAAGGAUAGCCUAGUCCGAGACCAUGAACGGGAAAUUGAAAACCUGGAAAAACAGCUUCGCGCUGCCAAUAUGGAGCACGAAAAUCAAAUUCAGGAGUUCAAGAAACGAGAUGCACAGGUUAUUGCCGACAUGGAGGCCCAGGUUCACAAGUUGAGAGAAGAAUUGAUCAAUGUGAACUCACAGCGGAAACAGCAGCUGGUAGAGCUUGGUCUUCUUCGUGAAGAGGAAAAGCAAAGGGCUACAAGGGAACAUGAGAUUGUCAUCAAUAAACUGAAGGCUGAAUCAGAAAAGAUGAAAAUAGAGCUGAAAAAGACUCAUGCUGCUGAGACAGAGAUGACACUGGAAAAGGCCAACAGCAAGCUGAAGCAGAUUGAGAAGGAAUACACUCAGAAGCUUGCCAAAUCUUCACAGAUCAUAGCAGAACUUCAGACAACCAUUUCCUCUCUGAAAGAAGAGAACAGCCAGCAGCAGCUUGCUGCAGAAAGGCGGCUCCAGGAUGUUAGACAAAAGUUUGAAGAUGAGAAGAAGCAGCUGAUUAGAGAUAAUGACCAAGCAAUCAAGAACAAUCCCGACUGAGCACCUGACCCUGGCUUCUCUUCAGGUUCCAGACUGAAUAGACACCUCUGCUUGGAUGAUCUUUUGGCCUCUAGAACUCAGCAUAUUUCCCCUCCAUCCUUAUUACUCCUGACUUAAAUUCGACUGAGAGUGUCAACUGACUUUUUCCCUUCUCGCUUACUACAUCACAUCAGUUGUUUCCUGGUUCUGUAUUACUCUUUUCCUUUUUGUUACCAUUACCCUAAUUCACUUUACACUUACUACUUCUCCCCUGGGCUCUUCCUGGGUCUCCUUGCUCCUUCUGCUCCACCUGCUGCUUGUAUUAUUACCAUUGCAAAUAAGUCAAUCCUGUAUCAUCAUUCAGGUCUAUUCAUACAGCUCCCCUACUCAAAAGCUUUCAACUGCUCCCCACUGCCUAACAGCUCCACUAGCCUGCCUACCCCUCAUCCUCCAUUGUACCUACAUGUGCCCUAAACAUCAUCUAGGGCAGACUAUUUUUUUCUGCCUAAAUAUACCAAUAUUUUCUUGUAUAUAAAUAUUUGGUAAUGCUAUUUUUACC
This is a messenger RNA of Pan troglodytes (chimpanzee), 3478 nucleotides long. It is a transcript of the gene CEP112, whose product is annotated as centrosomal protein 112. Lineage: Eukaryota; Metazoa; Chordata; Mammalia; Primates; Hominidae. The transcript has 24 exons. The coding region runs from base 286 to 2940 and encodes 884 amino acids. The record is from RefSeq and is a predicted model, not a curated record.